GCAUCCUUCAUUCUUCCCUCUUUUAAUCCUUUCUUUAUUCUACAUAAACAAUACCAACAUCGCCAUCAUCGUUAUCAUUACCAAUCAAUUAAUCAUCGCAAUACACAAAUCACAUACACCGAAAACUCCGUCACACCAUGCUUUUCAAGCCGCUCGCCCUUGCAGCGACCGCCGCUGCUGUGCUCAUCGUCCCAGAGACUUCUGACAAGGACGACAGCAUCUUCCGCGCUCUUCCCAUCGAAGUCGACACUUUCGAGAUCCCCGCAACCGCUUAUAGUCAAGUCGUCGACGUCCCUUGCCUCCAGUGCCGCGGCCAUGAUAGCCAACUCGAACUCAAUUUCGGCAUUCAAGACCGUCGCCUGGUAUUAAACGGUUUCGAACUCUAUCCACACGCCGACCCUUGGAAUGGAGACCUGUCGGCUGCUGUUAUCAAGGCCAACGGCAAGAGCGAUAUGCGUCGACUGGGAUAUGGUUUGGCUAUUCGACCUGAAGGAGUCGAUAAGGAUCAACAUCUCGAGGUUGUCAAUGUCGAAGUCAGGAUCAUCGAAGUCGGCGACCGUUUCGUCGACGGUGUCCCUCCUGUCACAGUAAAGCUCAUCAAGGCUCCUGUUGGCGAGAUCAUCAUCGGAAGCAUCGAGGUCAAGGGUGCUGGCGAGAAGGCACCAGAGGACUGUGAUAUGUGGUGCCGCGCCAAGGGUAUGGUCCACGAUACCUGGAAGGGUGUCAAGGGCAAGUUCAAGGGCUGCCACGGAAUGAAGGGUAAGGGUAGAGGCCAUGGUCACGGUCGCAAGCCCCAUCACGGUCAUGGUAAGGGUGAGAACAAGCCUACCGACAACUUCAAGCACGGUCCUCUCGUCAACAAGGCCCCCGAGCAGUCGUGGAGUGAUGUUCUCGCACACGUUACCGCAUAUAUUAUCAUCCCUGUCCUUAUGGGUGUUGCUGCCGGUGUCGGAGUUGCAUUCUUCACCAUGUUCCUCUGUGCCAUGGUUCUCCGCGUGAUCCGCAUGUUCAAGGGCGAAUCCGCUGAGUCCGAGCCAGAGCUUGCCCUCGGUGCUGCUCACAAAGCCGCCAUCGCCGAGAUGCUUGUUGAAGACGAGAAGUCCGGUCUUAUGGUUGACGAGGAGGCUCUUCCCCAGUACGAGCCACGCAACUAGAAGUCGAUUUCUGAGACUCUGUACUUGCCCGCAUUUUUGCCGUGGUUGAUAGGAAAGGGGGAACGCACACUAACAACACAGCCUUGUACGACAGGCGUGUUAUUGAUACCAAAGACUGUAUGUUUUUUUAAAGGAUUCGGACUCGGGAUAGGCGUUAUGGGUUUGGUGGACGGGAUCAUGUCUUAUGAACUGGAUGGCCACCUACGCAUCAGACUUGGCGUGGCUUUCUUUGGUAACGAUUUGAAAUUGUUACUGUCCUUUCUUUAAAGAUUCAGCGGUGUCUAUUAGGUUAUGGAUGAUCUAGGCACUGUUGGCUAAACUUGAAACAAAACGAAAAAACUACCUUACACUCAUACACUCGUCUCGGAUUCAG
Molecule: messenger RNA, 1527 nt
Organism: Fusarium oxysporum Fo47
Lineage: Eukaryota; Fungi; Ascomycota; Sordariomycetes; Hypocreales; Nectriaceae
Exons: 2
Coding region: 138-1154 (338 amino acids)
Source: RefSeq, a predicted model, not a curated record